AAUCAGAAAGGAGGGUGGGGGGUGAGAAUAUAAUAUCCAUACUUGGGUUUAUUUCUGCGCGUGUGGAAAUACUUGGCCUAUAAAAAGAGGGCAGUGGGUUUAUCUACUGCAUGUGUGGAAAGACCUGAGCUAGAGACCAGAGGAAAACCAACUCUUGAAGCUACAAUUCUACUUAAGGGGCUUGACAAGGAUGAUCCAAUUCAACAUAUCAACUGACAAUUACAUGACAUUCAUCCAACAAGUACGAAACUGGGCAAAGGAUCCAAAUAGGUUUUCCCAUGGUCGUCCUGUCCUUCCGCAUCCACCUCCAACUAUGAAAGAAGCACAAUAUAUGGACAUUGAAUUACGAGCAAAAGAUGCUAAACAAAUAGAACGAGUUCUGACUGUGAAAAUAAGACGGCAUGACCUAUACAUUAUUGGCUAUCGGAUGGAUGGAGCUACCAACUGGCUUGAGUUCAAGUGGGACAAUGCCAAAUUAAAGUUAAUUCCUGAUUCUGUAUCUCUUGGCUUUGGUGAGAACUAUGAUAACCUUGGUAAGCUAGAGAAUCUUGAGAAGGUCGGCUACAGCACACUCAAACAAACCAUCAUUGACCUUGCUUUAACCACAGACAGCAAAACCAGGAAGUCCUCAUUGCGUGCUUUAGCUGUUAUGAUAUCGGAGACAGUUCGAUUUCAGAAGCUGUCUGAUACUUUCGCCCCAGUGAUGCAGGGACUAAAAGAUAUUAAAUUCGAUGAGACUUGGAUGGAGCCUCUGAUUAAGAAUUGGGGUGAUCUUUCAGACAUGUUACUACGUGAGGACCAAUUCGCCAUUUACUUCCGCCUACCUCGAGAUAAAGAGACUAAUCAGCCUAAUAUCCUUACGAGGACAAAGGAGUUGGGAAUAGUCACUUCAGCAGAUGCAGCCAAGUGUAUCGCUGUCUUGAAAGGAAACUAUCCAACUCUUAAAUUGCAACUCAUUGGACUUCCUGCCGCAGCUAAUGCAGGUACCUCCAUUCAGGGCAAAGGGUUACCUCUUCUCCAGGUGUUCUCUGUUCAUAUCAACAACGUUGCUGGUGAAAUCUAUGGAACAAUUCAAGUCGAUGAUGGCUUAGGUACCCUCCAUCUCUACAACCGACAGAGGACUGAUUACGAGUCCAUUAAAAUGAACGAGGCUCUGACUCUCACUGGGCCCUAUCGCAGCACAUCGGUUAGUCAAUACUUUAAAGUGAGUCUUGAUCUCAAGAAGCGGGGUAAUAACCCUACUUCAGAUGUUGAAGUAAGCAAUGACAUCUUCUCAUGGGAUAUUUGUCAACUCAGCAACGAUGAUUACUAUGACAAGCGUCUAUCUAAUGUUGUGAAUGGCAGAAGUGGGUCUGCAACAGUGUACUACACUCCGUUUCGUGAUGCAGUGCAGGCUAAUGUGGAAGUUGUGCUCAUCAAUGGGGAUGGUAAAAACCCAGCUGAAGUGUAUGGAAGCAUGGUUGCUCGUUAUAGCAACUAUAAGUUUUCCACUGGUGAUGAGCAAGCUAAAUACCAAAGUACUCUGUUUAACAAGCCAAGCAAAGAGUUUGUGAAGGUGUACCCUGGUAAACCCAUUCCAUUGUCGAGAGCUGUGAUCAGUGUGCCUACUACGGGAUCCCUUAUAACUGAAGCUAACAUUUUUGUUAGUUCUAAUAAAGAAAUUGCCAAGGGGACAGCUGAAUUUCCUCCUCAGUUGGAUGGUAAAACUGUGAAAGACAUCAAGGGAAAAUUUGGACUUGUUCGAGUGACAGUAGCAUGGAAAGGUCGGAUUUCUGACGACUGAUUGACCAAAAAAAUAUGGUUCCUGCACUCGAUCAAUGAACCAAAUAAUCUGUUUGGCCCUGGUAAUCCUCUAAUGUCUUCUUCGUGUUGUAAUGGCCUUUAGGCUUUAAUAAUGUAUAAUUAUGUGUGUGUGUGUGUGUUUGCACGUCUUGCAAUAAUGGCUUCCACUUCUAAUCUGAGGGAUUGCUAUUUUCUUCUCAAACCGAGGAAGGGACCAUUUUCAAAUUUGAAUAAGCCAAGUGACGAGUGGACCGGUGGAAGCUAUCAGAUUAUGUAAAAUAAUACUGGCAACUGAAGUAGGCUAGCAGCCUGUGUUGCACUUGUAUUUCAAUUUAUACUGUGAUCAAGGUUAUAUUACUUUGCAACUAUGGUAUCUUUUUUCUAAUGCAUGUGCUGAUAUUUUGUUACUGUACUGUA
Molecule: messenger RNA, 2199 nt
Organism: Chenopodium quinoa (quinoa)
Lineage: Eukaryota; Viridiplantae; Streptophyta; Magnoliopsida; Caryophyllales; Amaranthaceae
Product: 60 kDa jasmonate-induced protein-like
Exons: 2
Coding region: 191-1783 (530 amino acids)
Biological process (GO): negative regulation of translation
Molecular function (GO): rRNA N-glycosylase activity
Source: RefSeq, a predicted model, not a curated record